Molecule: messenger RNA, 330 nt
Organism: Schistosoma margrebowiei
Lineage: Eukaryota; Metazoa; Platyhelminthes; Trematoda; Strigeidida; Schistosomatidae
Source: the annotation of a GenBank genome assembly
AUGUCUUCCAAUUCCGAGUUUCCAUCAGUCGUGUUAUUGGUGUGUUCACUUGUGUGUUGCUGUGUUCAUGCGCAGUUGGAUGAUGCGAUGAGGAAUGAGUUGUUAACUCUUCACAAUGAGGCAAGACAAUCUGUUCAAAAUGGUCAGCUUGUUGGUCAACCGAUAGCAGUCUCCAUACAACCACUGAAAUGGAAUGUGGAAUUGGAAACGAAAGCACAAAUUCUGUCUGAUCAAUGUCGUGUUGGACAUGAUACAAAUGAUGAUCGUAAAAUACCGAAAUUCCAAUAUGUUGGACAGAAUUGGGCCGGUGCGAAAGACAUAAACACGUAA